GAGAGAGAGAGAGAGAGAGAAAGACCCACCAACAGAGCUGGUCACAUACUUACCCUCCUCUUGACUGAUGGUUACACUUGCAUGAAAGCCAGAGAUAUAAAGAAGAGAAGAAAAAGAAGAGGUGGACAGAGGAAGGGUGAGAUGGUGAGUUGAUGGUGUUGUUGGAGUGGUACUUGGUUGUUAUUUGAGAAGCCAAAAGCCUCCUUCAGCAGCAGCAGCAGCAGCAGCAGCCAUCGUUCAGUGCUGUUACAGAUGUGGUCAGCUCCAAUUGUCCACCCUCCUCCCCCUCCCUAGCCCCCACCUCUUUCAAACCAACCAGGAAAAUAAUAUUUGUUUUCCAAAAACCAAUAUCAAUGAUCUAAAUCCCCAAUAUCCAAGCCAUAUCAUCCAACAAACACAAUUCCCCUUCCCUUCCUCUCCAUCUCCUCUUAAGGCCUACUCACAAAAACUUACAGCAAUCGAGUUCGCAUCCAAAACAUGGAAAGUACGUAAGACAGUAGAGUAGAAGAGAUAAAAAGAGAGAAGAUCUCUUCUUCCUCCACUCCCUUUUCCUCUCGCCCUCUUUCCCUCCAUCUCCUACUUCAUGCCUAGAAACAAAAGGUCUUCUUCAAUAGUCUCAAAAUGAAACAUAUCAAGUGAGAGAAAGGAGGAGGCGAAUUAAGAACAGGAAGAAGGUUUUCUCUUCUUCUCUUCCCCCACUCUUUCUUCCAAUCUUUGUCCUCCUUCCCUUCCUCGAUCUUUAUCCAACUUUAGAGCUAGCUGGUGUGUUGGUUCACCCAAAUUAAGCUAUUGUAGUCGGCAUCGGCAGUGACAGCAGAGAUGAGCGAGCGAGAGACCCGCGACUUCAUGAGCGUCGACUCCUUCUCCCAGCUCCCAUUUAUCCGCCCGGCGCCUCGCGAGAAGCCCUCCUCCGCCUCCGCCAUCCGCCUCUUUGGCAUCGAGGUCCCCCAUGAGCCCGACAGCGAAGAAGAUCCCUCCAAAGACCCCAACACCACCACCAACCCCAACAGCAGCAGCAAUGGAAAUGGCAGCGGCGGCGAGAGUGGUCGCAAGUUCGAGUGCCACUACUGCUGCCGCCACUUCCCUACAUCACAAGCCCUCGGCGGGCACCAGAACGCCCACAAACGCGAGCGGCAGCAUGCCAAGAGAGCCCAAUUCCAGUCAGCCAUGGCGGCCCACCACCCAUCCACCGCCGGCGGUCACCACAUGUAUGCCUUCCUCAACUACCACCGCCUUGGCUCGGCGCCGCCCGCCGCCCGCUUUGGCUUCGACCCCCCUGCCGGCCACCACUAUCCCUCAUGGAACAGUCCCAGCACCAGUACUGGUAGCACCAUCGGCACCCGGUUCCACGGUGGGCUGGGAUCGGUGAGCCAGCCUAUCAAUGGAAGCCCGCUGCCGGGCCUUUGGAGGGUUCCUACGGUGGUGCAUGGCGGUGCGGGUGUCGGACUAGUCCACCGGGAGCCGUUACCCUUGUUCGGAGGGGAUGAGUCCAGAGUGAUGGGAGGUGGUGGAGGGAGUGUCGGUUUGAGUGCUAAUAUUGGUUCUUUUCCUUCCUCCUCUUCUUCUACACCUCCACAGAGCUACGAAUCUGGUGUCAAAGAGAAUGUGAGUUUGGAUCUGCACCUGUGAUUAAAUAGUGAAUUAUGCAGAAUUUUAAUCGAAAAUGU
Molecule: messenger RNA, 1667 nt
Organism: Elaeis guineensis (African oil palm)
Lineage: Eukaryota; Viridiplantae; Streptophyta; Magnoliopsida; Arecales; Arecaceae
Product: zinc finger protein 8
Biological process (GO): trichome differentiation; trichome morphogenesis; response to gibberellin
Molecular function (GO): DNA-binding transcription factor activity
Source: RefSeq, a predicted model, not a curated record